AUGAGAGCGGUGGCAGACGACUUCGAUGCCACAGAAUUAAAGUUCCCUAAAGGUAACAUAAUAUGCUCAUUCCGACUUUUGAAAUAAGAAUUUGAAACAGCCGACACGUUGAUGAUGUCCGAAGUCAAAUUCCUUCUAGAGCACAGGUACGCUUGUCAGUUAUUGUUUGGCGAUCUUCCCAUGUAAGGAAAGAACAAAACGAAAAUAAUCCCAUUCACGAGCUAGAGUUGUCCAACAACUUUGUCAAAACCUUAAAUUAUACAACGCAGUUUUCGAAGUUCAAUAACCGCGAAACCAUUGAUAGUGUACGCAGGUAAACUCCGAUUGAAGUGACCUUCCCGCAGCUUGCUAGUUCAGAAAAGAUUUCACAACUUUGAGCUUGCCGCAAUUGCUAAUCUUUUGCCCGAUACUGCAGAGGAAGCCCGGGCGCUUAUCCCAAGCCUCGAGAGUCCCCGUUUCCCCGAGGACGAGCUUCAGCAAAUACUUGAUGAAAUCCAGUCCAAGCGCAGUUUCCAAUCUUAAGGAUGUAAUCAUCAUCUGUGUAAAUAUAUCUCCCUUUUGAUAUAUUGCCCGUCUUAGUUCGGCCUGAUGUGUGCCCCUUUCCUUCGUCUUUUCCAAAUGCUUAGGGGCUCUGUCCCGGGUAUCCCAACUACUUGCGAUGAGAUAUUGCAGAGUGGUUGUCCCUGAUAGUAAACUAUAUGAAGGCGAUGUUGAGUAGAUAUCUAUUUUUUAAGAUAUGUCUGUCGAGUAAAUGUCGAUUUUACCGACCAAACUGAUAUCGAGUGGAUACUGAUUUUUUGACGUAUUACGGAUGCAGCAAAAACAUUACGCACGCAUCUUUUACUUAGCACAAUAUCCAUACUUUCCUGACCUUAACCCAUUAUUGUGCGUGUGAUUUGAACGUCCACUGCAUGACAACGCCAAAGACGGACAGUUAAGUUGGCAAAUAUUUAUAGAAAAGGUGAGAAUGAUGUGCAUGCGAGUACUUAGUUCAUCGAAAAUUUUCCCGGCUACCCGUAGGGGCUACCUGCAAAUUGUACGAAGCCCUCAACAACCUUUCCGGAUCUGCUGGUCGUUCGGUCACGAGCGCGCUCAAGAUAUCUAGGUCUCAACCGUGAGCGUGUUAUAUUGCAUUGUAACGCCCAACCGUGCAACUUUCUUCCGUGUAUGCGACUCCUUCGGUGUUAACAGUCAGUUUUUUCUGCGUCCUCCAGGCAUACUGUAUGAGUACAUUUUGCAGCACUUACCAGAAGUUGUGUUUUUCUCGUUUUCUCCAAAUUCGAGGGAAACAGUGCAUCUAACUGAGCGAGGAGUCAUCCAGUCUGCGUCUCUUCUAAAGUCUUCCAUUUAUUGGGACACUGCGCCUACAUAGCGGGUCCGGCGUCUUUUUGUUCUCUCUGAUUCCUGUCUUAACAUUAUUAGCAAUAGCGUCACGGCAAUAGAAAUCAAUCAGUAAUAGCCAAGGGUGGGAAGUGCACGCCAAGCCGUUCGCGCGAGAUAAUAGGCGUAGGCGCGUGCGGUGUCGCAACGCAAUUGAAAGACGGCAACCUACCAAUGACCAGAUUACAUAGGAUGGGUAACCGAUGACGUGUCAUAAAUAGUAUCUCGAGAAAUCGCCAGUUCCAGUAUAUACCUACUGAUAUCGAUUGCUGCCGGAGUGCAUUAACGUCUAAGCAUACCUAGACCUCGGUUUGGACAUUUUGGUGACAUGGCACACAUCAUUGGCAAGGUCAGUCGCACUUUUCUCUUCACUCAGACGGAAGGUUGCAGAGAGCCGUCAGACGCGAAACCUGAUUGGAAAAUCGCAAGGUUCCCCACGAUCUACAGCGGGUCAACAAGUAGUUGUCCAUAAACGUGGGAAAUAGUGAAUACUCUGGUGUUUAUAUUUCAUAUCUACUGUGAAUACUCGAUUUUAUCCAGAAUUCCCUGUAAAACUCGUGUAUCAGGUGUCUAAAAAUUGCCAUUCCGUCAGCGGAAACUGACGAGUUCAGCCACCAUAGUUUGGGGACGCGGACGAACAGGAUGCCAGCUGGAAUUUCUAAUCAGAAGUUAGAUUUUACCGUUGGAUGCAGGGAUUUACGAACGUUUCUCGGCUUCGGUUCCCAAAAGUCUGACAGCGCAGUCUUGACUGAUGCAGCAUGGAUUCCUGUCUCUGCUCUGGGGUCCGGAUUUAGGACUCGGCCUGCCGAAAAGUCGGGGUUCCUGAGGCAAGGUGUAGUCCUCUAUAUUGACUAGCACCGAUCAGCUUGGGCCAGGCGACUCUUCGGUCAACCACUCAACUAGGCCCCUUGCAUAUGGUCCACUAUACGGCAAUGGCAAAGUUUGCUAAUCGUUCCUAACGGCAACCGGCCGUUUGUUGCCAUCAUGUGCUUCCGGCAACACCGCAACUACUUUCCGAUCUGGUAUUUGAGUUUUGUUUUUGCCACCGGUCAUACUCAUUACUUUGUCAAACAUUUACAACAGCUCACCAAAUUCACAAGAUUGCAAAUCAGUAAGCUACUUGAGCAUUACGCCACGUGGCCAGUAGAAGUGUUUAAAUAAUAAACCCCGCACCGUGCAACCGUGAGGUAUCACGUGUUUCUAGAGUGGGAUUACUUUCUACGGACAUUAUGCGUCUCAGGCUGGUGUUUGUAAGAACAUCGUUUGGAGCCUCGGACGGUCUAUAUCAAUUUGAGGCUACACAGAUGGGUCAUGAUAAUGGACCGGUGCUUUGUGUCGGAACUGACAACGCCUCUUUGCCGAACCAUUUCUUCACUCACGUAUCUCUGGAAGUAUGCCACUCGUCUGCGCCCAAAAUUCUUCACGAAAGAUGCCUUGAUGCUGCAAAAUUACAGCGAUUCAGCCUAGUACUUGUCCCGCAGCCAAAACAGGGGGAGGCGGCAAUCGUCACUAAGGUUACCAGCCUUUCCGGCAUUAUAAAGAAAUUUUCAAAUUCACGUCACGGCGUCGUAGUGACUGAACCAGGCGCAAAAAUCUUACAGUUGUCCGUCUAAAGUGUCCCAAUUAGGUCACGUAGCGGCGGUUCCUUCCGCCUAUUUCGUAAGAUAAUCUAAAAAUCAUGUAGAAAACUCAACAAGCAUGGAUGACUUUCGAAGAACCUGACGCCAUAUUUCCCAAGUGCCUGGUCGAUCUGCACUUAAUAACUGUCCACGACAUGAGUGGCAGAACUAUUGAUGGCAAUUGGACUGAAGUCUAUCAAAUCGAGCUAUUUCCCAAUUUCAGAUCCCAAUCAGUCACAAUCUCCAUCUCCCCAGGCGAAGACUUCUGCGCUCCCUCGGUCAGUACUGCUUUUUGCGACCAACGUUUUCCCCUGAGAGGUCACUGAGACAGUACUGA
This is a messenger RNA of Spirometra erinaceieuropaei, 3336 nucleotides long. The record is from the annotation of a GenBank genome assembly. NCBI's taxonomy places the organism in Eukaryota, Metazoa, Platyhelminthes, Cestoda, Diphyllobothriidea, Diphyllobothriidae.